UGGCAAUCACAGCGCCACUGAUUUGAAGUUUCUGGUGGGGAUGAGAGAGAGCAUCUAUAAUCUAAUAUCUUUCGAACAACCCCCAAAAUCUGCACAACCAAGAUACAAAUCAUGUAGUCAAAGAGACGUCAUUUCCUUGUUCAAUGUAAAGAAGUAUCCCACUAGAACAAUGGGUGUUCCAAAAGUUCCUCCACCAGAUCCAGAGCAUUACCUAAAGAUGAGACAUUCAGCUUCCGAUGUGUGCCAAAAGCAAAAUUCAGAUGCAUUACCGGAGAAAAAAAGCUUCUACGACUGCUGUCUUCAAAAUAAAAAGGAACCUUUGCCAGCAGUGAAGCCUACAGAAGUAAAUUCGUUUUCUUGCAAGGACUUUAUAAAAUGUAAUAUGAAAAAUGUCGACAACGCCGUACCACCAAAGCCAAGAGCAUUUUUAGUUGAUACAAGAACAGGACACAAGUUUGAUGUAAAGUAUUCUGGCCUCCAACCAUUUUACGUGAAGCGUAAGAAUUAUGGUGAACUACCUAAAUAUCUUACUGAACGUGAGAAGGCUGCUUCUGAAGCCCAGAAAGACUAUGAGGAGUAUUUGAGACAGCUAAAAGAGAAAAAUUCUUUGCAGAAAAUCUCAGCAGAUGAGAAACAAGCUUUACUGGACCGCUUGAAAAGUAAAUGGCAACAAAGGUACAAGCAAUACCAAUCCUUAUCUGUCAUGAUUGACACUCCACCAAAAAUGCACCAUAAGCUGUGGUUAGAAAAGGAGAUGGAAGAUAUAGAAAAGGACAUAAAGCUCCUGGAGGGAUACGACUAUAUUUAUGUUGCUAAGUGAGGAAUCAACUAAGUUUUUUGGUGUAUCUGAACAAAAAAAAUAAUAUCUAAAGAAUCUGUGCAUAAAAACAUAGAAGUUUAUAUGAAAUUGUAUCCUUGAUAUAUAUAUAUAUAUAACAUAUGUCAAGUCCUCGUGGUAUAUUUCUUCACAAUAAAUUUUUUACACCUUGAGGAAUGUGUUUUCAGAUACAGUUAGACGGCAGCAGUGCUCAGUUCGGUAAUUAAAUUUGUACCGAGUGACUUAAUUGCACUCAAAUCCUCUAUUUCUUUUGUAGAUGUGUGUACUCUAAUAACCAUCAUGUUUAUGUAAUUGGAAAUUAAAAAUUCUUUAUGAAUUAAUGUUUUUAAUCUAACAGAUUUUGGUUUUAAUUUUGUCAGCAAGACUUGUGUACUUAGAUCAUUUUUAGUUAAU
Messenger RNA from Trichobilharzia szidati, 1231 nucleotides. The record is from the annotation of a GenBank genome assembly. NCBI's taxonomy places the organism in Eukaryota, Metazoa, Platyhelminthes, Trematoda, Strigeidida, Schistosomatidae.